This is a messenger RNA of Chaetomium globosum CBS 148.51, 1212 nucleotides long. RefSeq lists its product as uncharacterized. The record is from RefSeq and is a predicted model, not a curated record. The coding region runs from base 1 to 1212 and encodes 403 amino acids. NCBI's taxonomy places the organism in Eukaryota, Fungi, Ascomycota, Sordariomycetes, Sordariales, Chaetomiaceae. The transcript is spliced from 8 exons.
AUGCUCGGCCCGCGCGGUUUGGCCCGACACGCUGGGCGAGAACAUGAUGGUCAACCAAGGGGUGAUAACCACGGGCCAUACCUCAACAGUGUCAUCUGGUCCCUGGCGGCGCUUUCAACUUUAUUUCUCGGCCUGCGAGUGUACUCCAAACUCCUCAGGCGGCGACAAUUAUGGUGGGAUGAUUAUUUCCUGAUUGCGAGCUGGACCGCACUGAUCGUCUCGGUGUCCCUACAGUCGGUGGGAGUUGCACACGGCCUCGGGAGCCACUAUGGCGAGCUAGAUGAGGGAUCCAUCACCGCCGUCGCUAUAUACUCCAUUUCGGCGGGGUUCGGUUCUAUCCUCGCGACUUGUUGGAGCAAGACGUCCUUUGCCAUCUCCCUACUUCGGAUCUCCACAGGCAGAACUAGGGCGUUCGUAUGGUUCAUCCUUGUCUCUGUGAACCUUGUGAUGGGUUCCGUCGGGGUGAUUCAGUGGGUACAAUGCUGGCCUGUCCGGAAAUUGUGGUACCAUGAGGUGGCGGGCUCGUGUUUCCCGCCGGAGAUUGUCCAGAACUACAACACUUUCACGGCUGCAUACUCUGGCUUGAUGGACAUCGUUCUUGCGCUCCUUCCGUGGAAGAUCAUUUGGACUAUUACCAUCAAGAAGAGGGAAAGGCUGGGCGCCAUGGUGGCCAUGAGCACCGGUGUUCUGGCGGGAGUGAUGGCUUUUCUCAAGAUCAAGACUCUGUAUGUCAUUGGCAACGACGACACUACAACGGUGGACCUCUUUAUUUUUGGCACGGCCGAACCCGCAACCGCCAUUAUGGCCGCUUCGAUUCCGAUACUCCGGAACCUUCUCCGCCGAGAGUCCCAAGUGAAACCAGCUGAGUUCAUCCAGCUGGCUGGUAAUGGCCAACAAGAAGUAGGACAGUCGCCCACCCCCGAGGAAGCUAAUAACGAGGAGAGAAAGCAAGAAGCCGGGCAGUCGUGGGCGAGGAUAGCUCAACUGGAACAAGCCCAACUUCUCAAAGGAACGGCUAGUUUACCCCGGGCCUCUCUCGGUUUGGAUGUCGAUAUGGGACGGAUAAUCUCGGACAUCAUGUGUUAUUAUAUGAGGCGGAAAGGUUGUGGGAUUAAUAACUACAUCGUCAUUGAAUCAUCCAAGCCACAGCUGAAGCGCACCUGGAAUCCAACACUAUUACACUGCUCUCUAGCGACCAAUUACCUGGAUUGA